AUGCCGCCUAUUAGACGCAAGGAUGGUUAUUACAGCGACGACGACGAACACCCAAUACAGUCCACAAGCAGAGUCACAAACAGAACCACAACCACAAGCGCAGGAAAGGCAACAAAACAGGACGACGACGACACAGAAAGAGGCCGAGACCCACUCGUCCCAUUCUACUGCUGCUACCUCCUCUGCUCAACCGUACCUCGAUACAAAACCCACGCCUACGUUGGAAGCACCCCCGACCCCGUCACCCGUCUCCGACAACAUAACGGAGAACUUACUCAGGGAGCCAAGAAGACUUCCAGGAAGCGACCCUGGAAGAUGGCCAUGCUUGUUCAUGGCUUUCCGACCAAACUAGCUGCACUGCAGUUUGAGUGGGCAUGGCAGUACCCAGAACGCUCCCGCCAAUUCGAAAAGCCUUCACCACCAACAUCCUCCUCCUCCUCCUCCUCCUCCUCACAACCACCACCUCCCACAAAGCCCUCAUCUUCCGAGGAAACACCAACAUCCUCACAAACAGGAGCAGGCGGAAGGCGUCGAAAGCUCCCAAGACCUGUAGCAACUGUCCUUCAGAAACUGCAAACCGUUCACACCAUGAUUGGACGCCCCUCCUGGAUCCGCUGGCCUCUUACUGUGUACCUCAUGGACCCGGAUCUAAUGACCCAAUGGCAGGAUCUUGUCAGAACUCGGGGGACAGGAGCAGGAGUGGGAGGGAUAGGGGUGAAGACGAAGAUUGUGGUCAAGUCUGGGACGAUACAGGAGCUGGCGCCUUUGUUCUCGGAUCGUGGGUUCCGGCAAGAACAACUGAGAUCGAGGGAGCUGGAGAGGUUUGAUCGAUUCAAAGAAAUAGACUCGCGGUGCCUCUUCUGCUCCAAGGGCAUCAACUACAAGGACCCAUCCAGCUACCUAACGUGCAACAACGAAACCAGCAGAAACUCCGAAUACUCAGGAGCCUGCGAAAUGAUCGCCCACCUAGACUGCAUGUCCAGCAUCCUCCUCUCAAAAGACAACCGCUUCGCCUUACACAUCCGAUCUUCGUCAACCACCCAACAGCUGAGUCUACUCCCUACAGGCGGAAAAUGUCUUGCCUGUCAGGGCGAGAUGGAUUGGGCAGUCAUGGUUCGAGCCAUGAACGCUCGUGUCCUAGCACUCGAUGCGCGGGAACUGGAGCUGCUGCAGAAGAAGGGAAAGGUAGCCAAGAAAAAGUCUCGUGGGUCGUCUCCAAUUGAUGUAGAUCUCACUGACCCUUUUGGCUCGCCAUAA
Linnemannia hyalina is the source of this 1257-nucleotide messenger RNA. The record is from the annotation of a GenBank genome assembly. Lineage: Eukaryota; Fungi; Mortierellomycota; Mortierellomycetes; Mortierellales; Mortierellaceae.